Molecule: messenger RNA, 749 nt
Organism: Somion occarium
Lineage: Eukaryota; Fungi; Basidiomycota; Agaricomycetes; Polyporales; Cerrenaceae
Source: the annotation of a GenBank genome assembly
AAAGAGAAUAGUAUGAAUUCUAUUCCACGCUGGCAUGGUCUCAAUCAUUUUAAUCACAUUGUCUCUAUUUCCUUCUCAGAUGGAACCAAGUAUGAGGAUAUCUCUAAGGUUAGUAUUAUAUCUUUAUAUCUACUUGAAUAAAUACUAAGUAAUAUUUUUAGGUCAUAAUUUUUGCUACACAUGGUCUAUUUGAUCCAAAAAAACACAAGCGAGGUUAUCAACUCUUACAAUGUCUUCAUACAUAUCUUACACUAGAUAUGUACCUGGCACUUGAAGUUCACACUGAAGAUACCUUAAAUGCUGGUGAGCAUGCAUUAUUGGAAUUUGGUGACUCUCUUCAGGCCUACAUUCACACCUGUCCCUCAGAAACUCAGAAGAACUGGAAUUUUCCCAAGGCCCAUACCAAUAAACAUGCUUUUGCUGAUAUUCGAGCAAAAGGUGCAACAAAAAAUUUCAAUACCAAAAUAAAUGAAAAGUUGCAUGGGCCUUUAAAGGAUUCUUAUCUGUUACGAACAAAUAAGAAGAACUUUGCAGAGCAGAUAAGGCCUUCAAAGAUUUUCGAAAGCAACUAGCCUCAUAUAUGAAUACCUUGCUACCUGCCUCUAGAAUAGAGCUUCCAGGUGGCCAACGUCUACAAUUCUCCAAUGAGGAUACAGUAUGUCUCAUAUCUCUGAUAUUUUUCAGCAUAUAUAGCAUUAACUUCAUCUUCAAUACUAUGGCAGAUCACAGAAUACAAAUUCCUCAAGGUG